This is a messenger RNA of Fraxinus pennsylvanica, 1665 nucleotides long. The record is from the annotation of a GenBank genome assembly. Lineage: Eukaryota; Viridiplantae; Streptophyta; Magnoliopsida; Lamiales; Oleaceae.
AUGCGGCUUGAUCUACAGAAAGAGGGUCCUAAUAAUGGUGAAUCAGAACAGGGAAACAGUUCUGAUGAUGAACAAAUAGUUAUGACUUCGAGAAAGAUGAUGAAAAAGGAAGUGGAGGUGAUGGUGAUCCAUACGGUUCAGCAAGUUAUAAGGCCGAUUGCGGAGGAUAUGAUUCGGAAAGUGGUAAAAGAGGAAAUUCAAUUGGCACAGGAAAAGUUCUUGACUGGCCAGAAUCAGAACUCUUUGGACAAGACUAUUACGUCGAGACCAAGAAAUUUAGAGCUGAAAUUCUUAGACGAAGUGUCUGAUCCAGUUUUGACAGGGAAGGAAAUUAAAGGAAAGGAAAGGACUCACAUUCAAGUUUCUCUAGUUGAUAAUGUAACUGGGCUUCUUGUCGUCUCUGGGCCUGAAGCCUCAGCGAGGGUGGAGAUAUUAGUUCUCGAGGCAGGUCCUAAUGAUAAUGCACUCAAUGGGAGUCUUAAAGACUUCAAUAAUAGCAUCAUUAGAGAAAAUGACAAGACAAAGCCCCAUUUUCCUAAACCUGUCUAUAUUUGUCUCGAGAAAGGCAUUGGUGUGUUGUCUAAUGUCAAGUUAGCACAUGAUUCACACUGGAUGAAGAACUGCAAAUGCAGACUAGGGGCAAGAUUAGUGGAUACAUUUGAUGGAUGUACUGUGAAAGAAGCAUGGACAAAGUCAUUUAUGGUCCAAGAUAGCCGCCGCAAAUUGUAUGAGAAGCACCACCCACCAUCUCUUUCUGAUCCUGUAUGGAGAUUAGACAACAUUGGUAAAGAUGGUGCUCCAUGUAAGCGUCUGGAUAAGGCAAAUAUUUCUACAGUACGGGAAUUUCUGUUUUUACUCUCUGUUGACCCUCAGAGACUCCAAAAGAUACUUGGCACAGGUUCUAAGACAUGGAACACCACUGUAGAUCAUGCUCGUCAAUGCAUCAUUGACGAUAGAAGGAUAUACUUCUACAACUCUUCCACUGAAUACAAAAAUGGUGUAGUUUUUGAUACUGUGGGACAACUGAAAGGGGUACUCCGUAACUACCAAUUUGUUCCCAUUGAAAGUGCAUACGAGGCUGAAAAGGCUGAGGCACAGGAGUUACUAGCAUCUGCUUUUGAAAAUCGGAUGGAUAUAAUCUCUUUCGAUGAUGAAACAUCUUUUUUGCAUCAGUUUCCAUGCAUAUUCAACGACAAUGUCACCAACUCCUCUGGGCUGUACAGUCUAGAUGUUCUAGACUGUAAUUGCAGCAUCAUUGAAAAUAUUGAUCGACAUGAUCCUACACAGCCAGAUACCUCUUCUCUGGGAACCGGUCCAUCUAUCAUUCAUUCAAAUAUUUCCUGUCAUAUUGGCUCACUCAGCUCCGACAAUGUUGAAUAUUCAUGUGAACUGCCUUUAGGGGCUUCUGGCCAGAGCCCAAGUUGCUCAAUGUCAGAUUUUAAUCCUCUGUGGGACAUUUUUGGAGACUCUCUUAUUUCAAGCAAUAACAACCAGCUUCCCGAGAUCCCUAGGGUUGAAUCACAUUCUGAUCAACAAAGUACUGCUGGAAGUAUUGGCUUUGUUGGUGCUGUUAUAACUCUACAAUGGUUGUUUCGUGUAAGAAAAAAGGCUGCGUCUUUAGGUGAUAGUCAGGUUCGGAAAAGGCAGAGACAUGGUUGCUUUUGA